AUGUCACCAGGCUUGCCUUUCAGCAAGGAGACCUUCAGUUCCAACCAUGAGCUCGACCCCGCAUCACGUCUUUUACCAGCCUCCUCCCAGACAUCUCAAUAUCUACUCAUUCGUCCUACAGAGGAUAUCCCAAGCUUCUUGAAGAAAGAUCUAUGUGUGGACAGACUCAAUCACAUCCAUCAAUACCUAUGGCUGGCUGGCCAACCAAUGCCUCCCAAGCCCCUGAAUUAUCAGCUCGCUACAUCCCGUGAGAUUGUCGUCGACCAGAGAAUUGACAUGCACCUAGUCUGGGAACGUCCUCAAAGCCUCCAUAUCAAACCUCUGCCACGGUAUCUUCUAGAUACCGAUUUCUGGGCCACAAAUUUGAUUACCUGCGACGGCCCAUGCUGUGCACCCGCACAAAGCAAUCAUGUCGCACCAGACCGAGCCACAAAAUGUACAAAGGACAUCCACAAGUGUGCCCUUGGACUCCUCUACUCCUAUAUUGCUCUGAUACGGUUUGAAUGUGAUCUCACCAUCGCUCAAAACCAUCACCUACUUCCAAAGGACAUGACCUGGGAGAAGUGGCUCCGAUUCGUCCACCAACUCCUUGACAAUGGAGUCACCAACCCGAGUAACAUCAACCCCCGAUAUCUCUACGGUGAAUUGAGACUGUCACAACUCAACAAAAUUUAUGCUUUUCGAUAUGGAAGUCCCUUGCGAGGGUAUCAAUUCACUUAUCAAACAUAUGGGGAGCUAUUCCGUGAUUACCUGGGGCCACUAACUGCGGCAACCAUCUACAUUGCACUGGUGUUGACUGCGAUGCAGGUUGGGUUAGCAACUAGCCGUCUGGGGGAGAAUACAUCUUUUCAAAAUGCGUCGUGGGGCUUCACUGUUUUUGCAAUACUGGGGCCGUUGAUCGGGGUACUAUUAGCGGGUGUUGUUGGCAUAUUUCAGUUCUGUACUAAUCUUGUUGUUACCAAGAGGCUUGCGCAAAGGCAGUUUGCGCUAUACGAAGAUCAGAAACCCCAGAAUCAAGUGCCUUGA
Messenger RNA from Penicillium cataractarum, 1026 nucleotides. RefSeq lists its product as uncharacterized. The record is from RefSeq and is a predicted model, not a curated record. Lineage: Eukaryota; Fungi; Ascomycota; Eurotiomycetes; Eurotiales; Aspergillaceae. The coding region runs from base 1 to 1026 and encodes 341 amino acids. The transcript has a single exon.